GGUGCUGCGCCGACGUCCCCGGCGCGCCCGUGGGCGCGCCGGGGACAUCGGCGCAGCAUCGGCCCCCGGGAAGGGGGGCAGUGCCCGUCGGUGCCUCCUCUCCCUGCCCCCGGGAAGGAGGAAGCGUCUCCAGGCACUUUCAGUCAUCACUCGGCUGCGUGGUUCCCCGCUGGCACCAUCCCCACGCGGGGUGUAGGGGUACUGGCUCUGGAUAUGGCUGGGCAGAGAAGAGGGAUGUCCCUGCCCUUGCUGUUGAGUUUUGCGGUGCUGGAUGUCACGCUGGGGACCACCACCACAGAUGUGACAGUUACCAGGUCCCCGACUUUCCCUACUUCCUCAACACCCAGAAAGACCAUGACACUGCUGCCCACCAGCACAACCCCUCUCCCUCCCUCCAGCCCUGAAACCUCCACCCCAGAGGUACUGUCAGACGCCUUCACUGCCAGUGCUGCAACGCCUCAGGGCAGCAGCCCGGCAGCCUCCAGCAUUCCUGCACCACAGGCAAGGGGCAGCACAGCCCACAGCACUCCUGGGUUGCCUGUCGACACCACGGUGCACCCUGACCCCCCCUCAGAAGUGCUGGGACUCACCAGUGGCACCCCAGAUCCAACCCUCAUGGCCACAACGCCCAACUGUGAUGAGCCGACCAUCAUUACGUCUGUGGGGAACAGCACGGCCCUGGCUGUCAGCUCGUUUGGAGUCAAGACGAGCACGCUGCCUCCCCCCACCUCUACUCUUCUCCCCUCCACCUGGGUAGGCACCACACUUGGCACCAGCACCCACCAAGGGCCAGCUAUGACCACACCGCUAGGCAGCACAUCCCCAGGGACCGGCAGUGCCUCUUCUCCCAUUGCACCAGCACCGACAGCUGCUUCAGAUGAGCCCUUGACAACAUCGGACACCAUGGCCACCCCCAUUAGCAGCACGGGGAUCCCCAGGAGCACCCCCAUCCCCAGCCAGCUGGCUGGGACCACUCCCCCGACAACACCUGAGACCCCCGGUGCCACCGCGGGGACCACCGCCACAGAUGUGACAGCAACCAUGUCCUCGACCUUCCCUACCUCCCUGAUGCCUAUGGAGACCUCAGCGCUGCUGCCCACCACCAACUCCACCACCACAGGCACCCUCCCUCCCUCCAGCCCUGAAACGGGAGCCUCCACCCUGGAGAGGUCCAGCACAUCCUCGGGGAUCAGCAGCACCUCACCUCCCUCUGCAGCAGCAUCGACAGCCGCUUCGGCUGAGUCCUUGACAACCCUGGCAGACACCCCAGACACCCCUGUUAUCAGCACGGGAGUCCCUGGGAGCAGCCCCGCUCCCAGCCAGUCAGCCAGGACCACGUCUAGAAUCACCCCUGGCAUGUCCACCAUGACCAUGGGGCUGACACCAAGCACCCCGACAAUAUCUGGGACUGACAGCACCCCUGCAGACCUGCCAACGAUGCUGCCUGUCUGCCCCACCUCCAUGCCCAACACCAGUGCAUCUUACCUCUUCCUGUCGCUGCGGCUAACAGUCUCCCUGGACCUGGGGAACGCCACGGUGAAGGAGCUGCUGUUGUCCCAGCUCCGCAGGUACCUGCAGACGGCGUUCCCGUGCGCUGGCCUGGAGGUGGGGUGGCGAGGGCACAGGAGUACCUGACAGCUGCUCCUCGCCUGGCCAGCACCCGCAUGGACUUCCAUUCCCUUCCGCUCCCAGCUCCUUACUCCAUGGAAGUGCAGCCUGUUGGGGUAACCUGUACAGCUCUCCUUGAACCUGGGGCUCCCCGUCCUUAACUGUGCACCCUUAGAUGAUCCCCAGUGCCCUCCGUGGGCUGGGGUGCCCUUGCCCCUUCCCACAGCCUGUCUGUAGAGCCUGAGUCAUCCCACCAUCCUACACCAGACCUAGCUCCCACAGUGGGACCCCCCCCAGUGCUGCUGGGGGGCUGGGAGGAGGGGACCCUGAAAGGACUGGGCCACAAAAGCCACCCUGGGGACUGAUGGAUGAGAGAAAGGAGACCUGGAGCCCCCAGUAAUGUUGUGCCCAGGACACUCCGUGUCAGCGCUGGUGACAGCUGAAGUUUGCAACCCAGGGAGGCUGCAGUGCCCAAGGUCUUCAAGAGAUGCUCCAUGGCUGCUUCACCUCCAGAGUGGGCCAAGAUGGAGCCUGGGGUGGCUCUGGUUAGGAGCAGGAGAGGAAAAGAGCUCCCCUCUCCUGCCUGAGCCCCAUCCCAGGCUGAGCUCCUGAGCCCUGCAGCGCAGAGGGCGAGUGAAGACAGAGCCCUGCACACCAGCUCUCCCCGGCUCACCUGCAGUAUUGCUGACAGAGGAGCACAUUCCUGCCAACAUGGGCUGGGCAGCAGAGGGAAAUCCCACAUUUUCCGUGGCAAAGAUGACUUCUUUUUUCUCCUA
This is a messenger RNA of Athene cunicularia (burrowing owl), 2384 nucleotides long. RefSeq names its product mucin-2-like. The transcript has 5 exons. Bases 214 to 1635 code for a protein of 473 amino acids. NCBI's taxonomy places the organism in Eukaryota, Metazoa, Chordata, Aves, Strigiformes, Strigidae. The record is from RefSeq and is a predicted model, not a curated record.